Molecule: messenger RNA, 789 nt
Organism: Solanum tuberosum (potato)
Lineage: Eukaryota; Viridiplantae; Streptophyta; Magnoliopsida; Solanales; Solanaceae
Product: protein ASPARTIC PROTEASE IN GUARD CELL 1-like
Exons: 2
Coding region: 1-789 (262 amino acids)
Biological process (GO): proteolysis
Molecular function (GO): aspartic-type endopeptidase activity
Source: RefSeq, a predicted model, not a curated record
AUGGCUUAUGAAAUCAUAACAUUUUCUAAUAUACUAGAUUAUGCAAGAAUUAUAUUUGGUUGUGGAAAAAAUCAAUUUAAGGGGGAUACAAAAUUCCCAAGAUUAUUUAGUGGAAUUGCUGGUGUUGGUGGUGGUUUAUAUACAAAUGGAUUUGAGACAUAUUCAUUACCAUCACAAGUUGGUGCAAUUGUAUUUGCUUUUUGCAUUCCUACUCCAACUUCAGGGAAGUCCUCUACACUUACUUUUCACGAAACCCCAUGGAAAACAGGUGUAACGGCAACGCUGAUGAGGAACGACAAGUUUCCUUCAUUUUACUACAUAUCGAACUUGGAAAAAAUUAUGAUUAAUAAUAGGGAAGUUCCUAUUGAUCCAUCUCAUUGGGAUUUGGGGCCAGAUAAAUAUGGUGGCAUAUUUGUUGAUACAGGAGCCUAUGUUACCUCAUUUCCUGAUGAUGUUUAUGUCAAAUUUAGGGACAUAUUUAUGUCAGAAGUUAAAAAUAUGCAAUUGGAUCCAAGUUCACCAACUUCAUUUGAUACUUGUUAUAUGGCUGGUGAAUUUGUUAAUUGGGACAAUUUUCCAGUUGUGAAGUUUUAUUUUAAAGCUAGUGUAAUACCUCUUGUAGUGAAACAACAACAAGUGAUGAUACUAUAUAGGAAAAAAUAUUGUUUGGGGUUUCAAAGUUCAGGUCGUAAGAGGUCUGUAAUAGGUGCUAAUAUGUUACAAACUUUAGGAUUGACAUUUGAUCUUGAAAUGUGGAAGUUGACUUUUUCCCCAGAUGCUUGUGAAUGA